AUGUCAAAUCCAGCCCGAAACCCUGCGCGCGGACGCCGCUUAGACGACGCCCUCUCCCAGCUAGUCGAUGGUCUGACCCCCGCGCUCCCGAUCUCCGCCAUCCAAGACGAAGACUACUCCGACACAGAGGAGGCCCUCGCCUCAGCCGAAAGCCGCCGUCACCAUGUCCUCAUGGAGCGCGCCUGGCGCAUCCUCGAUACCCAUGCCAGCACCAACGCCCCAGACCCAGGAUCACCAACGGGGCUUGGUGGACGGCGCGGAAGUCUCGCGGGAACAGAGAGCGUCAAUAACGCGCCAGAUCUGAUUAAGCGCAAGCUGCGCCGCGAAAAUGUCAGCCCGGAUAAGGCGGUGCGGUUUUCUAAUCUCUACUCUCGCCUCCUGACGCAGCCUGUGUUGUCGCAGAAAUGGGGGAUCCUCUUUUUGCUUUAUAAGUUGUCUGCCUCGGAUGAGCCAGUGGAGGGCGGGGAACGAAGCCGGAGCCCGUUGAUGGACGAGGCGCAUUUGCACAAUAUGUUGGGGAAGGGUGGUACACGCCCAAGACGGGGCACUAUGAUCGACUCGGAGGAUGAGGGCCCCGCUAUUAGCUCGUCGGCUUCGCAGCAACACCAACGCGUUCUACCGCCGAAGAUGGAGCGACAGAGCUCCUUACGACAUGAUUUCGACCGUGAUGGUGUACAUCAGGCUGGGCGUGGCUCGACUGAAAUACCAGCCGUUCGCGUUGAUGCUGGAGUGAAUGACCGUUCCGGCGAUGAGCAUGCUCGUGCUGCCUCGCCUCGGCCUUCGAGUGCUAAUCCAUCGGGCCCCGCGAAUUUUGCUGGGUCUGUUGAGCAUAGGCUCCUGCGCGACCUUCCGUUCAACUUGCAAGGGUUGUCUUCGUCGAAUUUGCAAUUCAGUUCCUCGUCGAGCUUGAAAUUGCCCUCAAAUUUGUCUGCGCCGAUAACCUCACUUCUUAACACGUUGGCGGAGCCUUGUCUGCUCUAUAAAGGACUGUCUGCGUUUGUGGAGAGCGAAGAAGGCGGACUGGUGAACCAGAGCUUGCGAGCUGCCAUUGCCAUUGAGCUACGCGCAUAUCUUAGCUUGGUGGCUACACUUGAGGCGGAAAUCCGACAGGCGCUGACCGCGAUUGGAGACGGAACUGAACCUCAAGGUGUACGAAAAGGUGGCGUAACCUUGAAGCGAUGUGUGGUGUGGACGAGAGAUGCCACAAUGGCCCUUCGAUUGAUGAGCUUAAUCGUAGAAGAGGCCCAGAGCAAGAGAGGUGGGCAGUUGAUUUCAUUAAUACACGGCUUUUCAACAUCCCACGGAGAUCCCUUCGUGUGCGCAUUCGCCGAGAAGCUUCUUGCACAUGUGACGCGUCCAUUCUACGACAUGCUACGACUAUGGAUUUACGAUGGUGAACUGUCAGAUCCUUACAAGGAGUUCUUUGUCGCUGACCCAGAGUUCCGGCCGAAGACUGACCCUCGGCGGCUUGCAACUAGCGUCUGGGAGGACAAAUAUAAGCUUGAUGAUGACAUGCUACCUUCAAUAAUUACUCAAGAGUUUGCGAAGAAGAUUUUCCUGAUUGGAAAAUCCUUGAACUUCAUCCGCCAUGGCUGCGGUGAUUCGGCGUGGGUGGAGGCCUAUUCAAAGAAAGCCUCUAAGGAGCUUCGAUAUGGUGAUACCGCCACCCUCGAGAUCUCCAUUGACGAGGCAUAUAAGACCACAAUGGCUCGAUUGAUUUCCCUGAUGAAUGGAAAAUUCAAUCUCUUCGAUCAUCUAAAAGCACUGAAGAGUUACCUGCUCCUGGGCCAAGGAGACUUCAUUGCUUUGCUCAUGGAGUCGCUCGCCACAAAUCUGGAUCGUCCAGCAAAUUCACAAUACCGACAUACCCUAACUGCACAGCUGGAACAUGCUAUCCGUGCCUCCAAUGCACAAUACGACACCCCAGAAGUGCUGCGUCGGCUUGACGCCCGUAUGCUCGAGCUGAGCCACGGUGAAAUUGGAUGGGAUUGCUUCACAUUAGAAUACAAAAUCGAUGCUCCUGUGGACGUGGUCAUCACACCUUGGGCAUCAACUCAAUACUUGAAAGUUUUCAACUUCCUAUGGCGCAUCAAGCGAGUUGAGUUCGCGCUGAACAGCACCUGGCGCCGAUGCAUGACUGGUGCACGAGGAGUGCUCGGCAACGUGGAGGACAAAGUCGGAGCAGACUGGAAACGAGCACGCUGCGUGAUUGCAGAAAUGAUCCACUUCGUCAACCAGCUCCAAUACUAUAUCUUGUUCGAAGUCAUCGAAUCCAGCUGGGAACAACUACUCGAGGCAAUCCAGAGACCCGACUGCACACUGGACGACCUUAUCGAAGCACACACCAAAUACCUCAACUCCAUCACUCACAAGGGUCUACUAGGAUCUGCAUCCUCCUCGCGCUACGGCACCUCAACCUCGACCUCCGCAAAACAACCCGAAGAAAGCUUCCUCAGCCAGCUCCACCAGAUCCUCAAGUUCAUGCUUGCCUACAAAGACGCCGUAGACGGCCUGUACUCCUUCUCCGUUGCGGAAUUCACCCGGCGCCAGGAGAUAAACGCGAAGAUCGAGACUCGCUCCGCCCAGGGUCAAUGGGGUCUCUCAGAGCGUGAUCUCCUCUCCCGCCAGUCCAACACCCGGACCGGGACCUCAAUGGCCUCGACCCCAGACAUCCGACCCGACAGUGCUGGGGUGGACGGUGUCAGCACCCCGCUUUCAUUAUCUGGCCCCAAUCUCGCUGCGGACGAGAACAUGCUUGCCUCGCUUCGCGUCCGCCUCCGCGAACUCUCUGCAGAGUUCCGAUCCCGUCUCACUGUCCUCCUCGGCGAUCUGUCGUAUCAGCCGGAUGUGGAUAUGCGCUUCCUGGGCGUUGUGAUGAAUUUCAACGAUGUCUAUGAACUGCCUAAACGGCGGAAGGCGGCUGGUCCGAGCGCUAGGGAUAAGGAGAAGGAGAAGGAGAAGGAAAGAGAGAAGGCGAAACGGAGGGCUGCUGCGUCAGCGGCGGCUACAGGCUCCGGAACUGAGAGUUUUGUACAGAAGGAAGUGCGCAGAGAGAGGAGAGAUACUGGGGCUAAUGAUCCUGGGUUUGGUUCUGGGGCUGGGAUAUAG
Messenger RNA from Penicillium expansum, 3108 nucleotides. Its product is annotated as tubulin gamma complex associated family protein. Gene Ontology annotation, biological process: spindle assembly; mitotic cell cycle; meiotic cell cycle. The coding region runs from base 1 to 3108 and encodes 1035 amino acids. Gene Ontology annotation, molecular function: gamma-tubulin binding; microtubule minus-end binding. NCBI's taxonomy places the organism in Eukaryota, Fungi, Ascomycota, Eurotiomycetes, Eurotiales, Aspergillaceae. The transcript is spliced from 2 exons. Gene Ontology annotation, cellular component: spindle pole; mitotic spindle pole body; equatorial microtubule organizing center. The record is from RefSeq and is a predicted model, not a curated record.